AUGGAGAGGCUGCUGCCCACCCCCCGAGAUAAGCUGAAGGGACUCGAGUCUUGCCUGAGCGUUAUGUGCCUUGUAUGGAGAUACAGAUCAGUCGUUUCCAUCAUUCUGGUUAUUGUGCUCUGUGAUGUUUAUGAAUCAGACGCACAACCAAUUGGAAAAGUUUAUCCUCGUGGAAAUCACUGGGCUGUUGGGCACUUAAUGGGCAAGAAAAGUGCAGAUGAGCAGGUCAGACCUGAGGAUCCAGAAGGCAAUGCUGAGACCUCUAUGACGACUCUAGAUCAGGAUCAGCAGCUGGAAAGAUACAACAAACAUCUGCUGCUGUCACUCUUGCAUACGCUCGUGAGAGGACGGAUGGCACCGAAGAGCAUGCUGGAGGGCACAGAGGAGAUCGACGCUCAUAAACUACGCAUGCUGGAAGAGAGACGUCAGUGGGAGGAAGUUCAUGAGAGAGACAGACAAGUCAAGCAGGCUGAGGACGUCUUGUUGCAGGUUUUAUUAAUGCAGGAUGACAACGAAAGCUGAAGACCAACUGGACAAAAGACUGUGGUUUGAAGUUCACUUGACAACUGGCUUGAUUGAAUACAAAUCUCUUUAUUCAACAACAUAUAAAUAAGCAUGUUAUAUUUUUUUUAUGUCAAUAUCUCUACAAAGAAA
Messenger RNA from Sinocyclocheilus grahami, 654 nucleotides. Its product is annotated as gastrin-releasing peptide-like. NCBI's taxonomy places the organism in Eukaryota, Metazoa, Chordata, Actinopteri, Cypriniformes, Cyprinidae. Gene Ontology annotation, molecular function: neuropeptide hormone activity. Gene Ontology annotation, biological process: neuropeptide signaling pathway. The record is from RefSeq and is a predicted model, not a curated record.